AUGGCCAAAGCCACUAGUCUUUUGGAGGAGAGAGCCUGGAGCUGUAAUGUUAUGAUGUAUCCAAGGAACAAUUCACGCUAUGCCUCUAUAAUCGCUCGCAAUGACAAAGUGAAAUCGAGGUUUAAAGACAUACUUGUGGCCGCAUGUCGUACUCCUUGUGAUGUUGCUAGUCAUUCAGAGUCAUCCCCUCUCUCUCUCCAAUAUGAGGUCAAUCCUAAGGAAAAGUUGUCUACAACGUUUAUUUUUAAUAUAAUAAAACCUCUCUCCCUAAUUACGGACGGAGCCCUUAUGAUUGUUGACUACGAGCAUGGAAUCUGUGACAAGGUUGAAGCAGAAAUGCGCAAAGCCCUCAGCGAUAAGAUCUCUGUGGUAUUACUUAUCAACAACGUCGAUUCAUGCUUCUAUUUUGAAGGUGAGAAAGUAUACCAAAUACUGUUCAAUAUAGUCAAGAAUGUAAAUUCCAUUAUCAAGGAAUUCAAAGAUGCAGAUGAGGUUUGCCCGGGAAAAGGCACUGUUAUCUUCACUUUUGGAUUGAGUGAUUCUGCAUUCAACCUUUCUAAAUUUGCCACUGACGGUUCUGUGCCGGAAAAGCUUUGGGGUGACAACUAUUACGACCCAAGAUACUCCAAAUGGUACAGUAAGAAAACAAAAUCUGCUUCCUGCAAACGGGGUUUUGUGCACUUUUGUUACGAGCCUAUUAAGGAGAUUCUUCGACAUGCUUCUGAUAAUGAGAUAGGGAAAUUGUGUUGUCUGGCAGAAAAGUUGGGAAUUGAUGUUAAUUGCCAGGAGAAGUCAGACGGGAUGACUUUGAUGAAGUCUAUUAUGCAAAAAUGGCUUCCAGCAGACUCUUUGUUAGCUGAAAUGAUGAUCUCUCAUCUUCCUUCGCCUGUCACAGCUCAACAGUGUCGUUUUAGUAUUCUGUAUACAGGUGAUGAAAGUGAUAAGUAUGCACAAGCGAUAAGUUGUAAUCCAGAUGGCCCUCUAAUGCUUUACGUGUCUAAUUACGAAGAUAAGUCCUCAGUUUUGGGGCGCGUAUAUUCGGGUAAUGUCUCAACAUGGAUGACAGUGAGAGUAAUUCGUCCAGCCUAUAGAAGUGGUGGCAAGGAGCAUACAUGUUGUGUUAAACUUUGGGAUGAAAACAAGACAGGUUAUGUGGAAAAAGUCUCUUCUGGUAGUCUGGUUGUAUUGGAAAGUGUCUGUAAGUUCUAA
Papaver somniferum (opium poppy) is the source of this 1209-nucleotide messenger RNA. Its product is annotated as elongation factor 2-like. Lineage: Eukaryota; Viridiplantae; Streptophyta; Magnoliopsida; Ranunculales; Papaveraceae. The coding region runs from base 1 to 1209 and encodes 402 amino acids. The transcript has 3 exons. Gene Ontology annotation, biological process: translational elongation. Gene Ontology annotation, molecular function: translation elongation factor activity; GTPase activity; ribosome binding. Gene Ontology annotation, cellular component: cytosol; ribonucleoprotein complex. The record is from RefSeq and is a predicted model, not a curated record.